Capronia coronata CBS 617.96 is the source of this 1941-nucleotide messenger RNA. RefSeq lists its product as uncharacterized. The coding region runs from base 1 to 1941 and encodes 646 amino acids. Gene Ontology annotation, molecular function: sequence-specific DNA binding; zinc ion binding; DNA-binding transcription factor activity, RNA polymerase II-specific. The record is from RefSeq and is a predicted model, not a curated record. NCBI's taxonomy places the organism in Eukaryota, Fungi, Ascomycota, Eurotiomycetes, Chaetothyriales, Herpotrichiellaceae. The transcript is spliced from 2 exons. Gene Ontology annotation, biological process: DNA-templated transcription; positive regulation of transcription by RNA polymerase II.
AUGGCGGCUUCCCCGAAUUCGACACACUGGCUAAAGCUCUCAAGACCCUACCCAGCUGCCAAAGAUGCAAGAAAGGCCGACGCAGGUGUGAUACAUCCUUACCUGCCUGCGCUCGGUGCAGAAGAGCCGGAGCAGAGUGCCUCUUCUAUGAUCACACUCUGGAGCAGGUCUUGCCACGAAGAUAGCUAUCUCAAGUCAUUGAUAACAAGCCUGAAGAAUCUACAGCAGCAGAAAGCAGCAAAUCUAGCAGCACAGGCAACACUAACCGCUUCGCCGUCAUCUGUGUCUUACCGACACACUGUUCGAGCAGAGGAUGCCAUACCGGAACAGCCCGCAGGCUCCCAGGCCGACUUAAACAGCAUUCAGCAUGCUCUCCAUCCUCAAUCGUCUUGCGCUUCAUCUUCAAUGUGUGAAGGUGGUCACUUCCCCGUCGCCACGCAGCAAGGCCGUGACAUUCGCUACUAUGGAGGGAGUUCAGUCUUCUCGCUUGCGGUCGCCACCCUAGCACGAGGACGAAGUGAUCCCAAGUACUCGUUUGCACCAUUACGAGUACCCGAGACAUUACAACUGGCGCCACCAGAGUUUCAUGGCGGCUGUAAUUGUCUCAUCACAAAAUCAAUGGUCGAGAAAUCUGUGGAACUGUACAUGGUAUCGAUUCACCCCAUCUACCCCUUCUUGAAUGCUUCCGACCUUUUCACAGAUCUUCAGGCGUACUGGGAGGUCCAAAGCGGGGGAAUCGACCCAGCAACACUUAGGGACAAAGUUGCGCAUCAGUACUUUCGCAUCAAGAUCAUCGCAGCCAUUGCAAGCGCCAGCCGUUCGCGAUAUUACGCAAGCAGGAUUGCCUGCGACCAUGGCUGUUACCUGGAAGCCGUCAAGUGUGUUUCUGAAGUCACCUCAGAGAUAUCGACCGACGCUCUUCGGGCGCUCAUGCUACUUAUCAUCUAUUGCCUGUUUCGUCCGCGCAAAGGUGACAUUUGGAAGCUUUUGGACUAUGCAUGUCGUCUAUGCUUGGAGUUGGGCUAUCACAACGAGCCUGAUCCAAGUCUGCCCGUUGCAGAGAGCGAACAGCAGAGAAAUAUGUUCUGGUCAUUGUACACGAUCGAAAGAUUGGUCGGCCAACUGCUAGGCAGGUCGUCGGAUCUCCCCGAGGGAGUAAUCGCGGCGAGAUAUCCCAUCUCAGCGACCGUUUCUAUUCAAGACAGCAAUCCGGAUGGUAUGGCAAUACGGUGGCGCCAAGCUGGCCAUCAAUAUAGGCUGGUACAUCUUCGAUCAGGGCUCUUUACCGAAAUGUACUUGAGUCACACAGACGACGUCCGGCACGAUCUGGCCUGGUAUCAACAACGUUUGAAGGGUAUCCUCGACUGGUAUUCGCAAAGCCGAGACGACAUGCGCGACCGUACCGUUGGCUCGAUAACUUGCACCACAUUAUUCCAUUCCACAAUCCUCUUCCUCUUCCAGCCUUUGCUGAUCCAGGCACUGCAGGACACACGCGCAAGGGGCCAAGAAACUGCGGCAUCCCAAUCAGUACAGCCGCCACUGAUUCUUCCGGUUGAAAUAUUUCUUUCCGCGUGUCGCUUGGUGGAAAUAUUUGAGCAGAUCAUCACCUCACCUCAGAACUCGGACUUCGGCACUUACCCAAUCACCUUCAUGGCUGCCCACAAUAUCUUCAGGGCUAGCAUUAUGAUAAUGGCCUACUGCAUUCUACUUUUGGAUGGGAGGGUGUCAUUUGACCGAGUGAUUGGUGAAGCAUGCCCUGACUACCAAGAGGAGACAGCUCACAUACUCGUGGACAAUGUGCUACAAGUGUCCAAUUCUUGUCUGGUCCUGCUUACCUUUUGCGCCGAAAAAUGGCCUGGUAUGAGUGGAAUGAGGGAGAUCUACAAACAACUGUCUGACCAGGUAUUGAGGUCCAUGUUCAUCCUGACUUCGAGUCGAUAG